Acromyrmex echinatior (Panamanian leafcutter ant) is the source of this 2327-nucleotide messenger RNA. RefSeq lists its product as uncharacterized. The record is from RefSeq and is a predicted model, not a curated record. NCBI's taxonomy places the organism in Eukaryota, Metazoa, Arthropoda, Insecta, Hymenoptera, Formicidae.
AUUUGAUAUUCUUUCGUUGAGAAAGUACGAUUAUCUCCACUGUUUAAAAUAGACAUACUUAUGCUUUUAAGAAGGAAAUGGCAUUUCUCUCUGAGAGGAAAUUGUUUCGGUUAAUUAAAGCACAUCUGCAAAUUUUACAUGUGGCGAAUGGAUUAUUUUAAUAAGGCUCCGUUGCGGAGCUUGGGUAGCAACAUUCUCCAUGCAUGCAGAUAAUCCUGGAGACUUUGCAAGGAUUAUUAGUCAAUGGUUAUUAUAAAAGCGAGUUCACGGCAUGGACCAUGUUACUUAGCACAAUGUCCCGACAGAAAGCACUUCUACUUUCCACUUGCCUAGCAUUCGUUGCCAGUUUAACUUUGGCACUUCCACCUGGAGCACCAUGGACAAACUUUGCGUCUAAACCAGUUUAUUCGCGAGCUCUCGGACCUCCAGGAGGAAUAGACACGAUAUCUAUACCUUAUAUGCCAAAAUCUUCAUUCAUGCCAAAGUUCGUCGAUCCAAAGGCGUUUAUUUCUAAGAAGACAGAUAUGCUGAGUAACUUAUUCGGCGGUAUAGGACCAGUUGCAUAUAACGUAGCAGAUACUAAACCGAUCAUUCCAUAUGGCGUAAGUGGACCGACUUCAGAUAAUAUUGAUAGUGCAAAUGCAUUAUUUAAUAAACGAGACAUGCUACAAGAUGGUAAAGAAAAAAUUAUUGAUAGUAGCAAUAUGUAUAAACGCGGUAUGUUUGGUCCGUUUGCUCCAAAGUUCGGCCCAAUGGGUCCGAUAAAUCCAACGGGUCCAAAAUUCGGUCCCUUUACACCAUUUUCAUCAGAAACAAUACCAGAUUUUAUGGAUAAAGCAUCUUUCUCCCGAAGAAAAAGAAGCAUAGAAGUACCUUCUUCCGCAGAAAACGUUAAUACCAUUCCAGGCUCAUUAUCUUAUCCGAAGGUAGUAGAAGGUAUAUCGGCAACAAAACCAGCCGCUGGUGUGUCAAAGGAAUAUUUGCCGGGAAUGUUCGGACCUUUUGGACCAGGUGGAUCUUUUACACCAAGUAGUUCUUUUGGUCCAGUGGUGGAUCCAAGUGCAAUCAUUUCGAAGAAAUCAGAAUUUCUGGACACGCUCUUCAAAAAUCUUGCCACUAGCACUCCAGCAUCAACAACCGAAGUACCUACACCAAAAAGCACUAUUGUACCUUCUAGUUUCUGGAUACCGUCCUCUGUAAUUCCCGGCCCAACCGAGUAUACCCAGAAGGUGUCUGACUUCCUGGACAAACUAUUUGAUAGUAUAAAUGUAACCGCACUAGAAGCAAGUGAUGAUUCAGACACAAAAAGCGAUUUUCUGAGAUCUCUGAAACCCGACGACAGUUCAUCGGAUAAAAUCGCAAGAUCUUUAGAUGAUGCAUCAUCUAUUGCAGCUGCUAAAGAUACAAUUAUCGAUACGAUAUUGUCAGAGCUUGGCAAUUUAAAAGGCGAUAUGAUAGCGACUUUAAAUGAUCUGAUCACAUAUGAAAAAAGUGCGACAGCCGCUGCCGCUAAGGCAAAAAAACCUUUUAAGCCUUUUUCUGGUGCAUUUCCUUUUGCGAAGCCAACAAUCGAUCCAACGCUUCCGUUCCAGCAGAGAAUGACUGCACUUAGCCAAGUAUUUGAUAUGCUAACGGAGCUGCAAAGAAACAUCAGUGUGGUUGCAAAAAACGCGAUAGCAACUAAUGCUAGCACACCAGAUAAUCCGGAAUUGUCGAAGGUUCCAUUAGCUAAUGCAGUUGAAGCUUCACCGAUUAACAACACUCUCUUAAACGCCAUUCUGAAGAAAAUAUCCACUGUGGACAGUGCAACUCCGACUUCCUAUUCGGCUUCUUAUCCAGUUUAUUCAGCAGAUCCCAUCAAAGAAAAUUCUAUAAUGAGCAGAGCUUUGUCCAAAGAACCAACAUCUUUCUGGGUGUCUUAUCCUGAGAGUUCGGCGCCUGCUGUAAAACGGCAAAUAGACGAUGACUCACUACCGUACUUCGGAUAUGAAAACGAUAAUGAUCGGCAUGAUCAUAGCCAAUAUAGGCGAGGUGUACAAAUGCAGAUGCAUCAGGGCUAUCAAAGUCUACCUGCAGGUUCGGUGGAGUCUGUACAAGCGGGGGGAGGUUCUACACCUGGACAUCAAGGAGGAGGAAUCAAAUUGCUGAUUCAAAUGCCUAAAUUGCCUAACUCUCAAGCUCCAGGCUUUCAAAGUAUUAAUUACAGUUAAGUACGUGUAAAAUGUUUCUGAAUUAUGAAUAUCGCGGGCAUCUGUUCAUCUGUCGCAGGGGCCUAACGCUUACGGAAACUCAAACAAAUGGGCUGAUUGGAUGCAGUAUCACAAGAA